This is a messenger RNA of Fonsecaea multimorphosa CBS 102226, 2469 nucleotides long. RefSeq lists its product as uncharacterized. The record is from RefSeq and is a predicted model, not a curated record. NCBI's taxonomy places the organism in Eukaryota, Fungi, Ascomycota, Eurotiomycetes, Chaetothyriales, Herpotrichiellaceae. The transcript has a single exon. The coding region runs from base 1 to 2469 and encodes 822 amino acids.
AUGGCACGGAUACGGAGCCGAGGAGAUGCAGAUCUCGAGAAGGAAGGAUUUCUCAACCGUCACCCACACAGCAGCGAAGACGAUAGCAACGACACCUUCGAGGACGACGAAGGGAACCCCUCGGUCGCGUCCUCCCGCGCCACCUCUGCCUCUUACAGACCCAUGCUCGUCAACAAAGCCUACAGUUCCAAUCGAUCCUCUUCCCCGUCCUACCUCGGCAGAAUGCCUCGAUCAAUCAUGCGUUAUCUCUGCCUAGGCGUCGCCCUCACCCUCGUCAUUUUCAUCUUCUCGCUGGUGCGAAUGAGUUACGUCGCGGAGCAGGAGGUGCAAAAAGCUAUUGAGGAAGAAAAGAUCAAGCCUAGGCCUCCUCCAUGGGAAGACUUCCCAUUUCUCCAAAGAUAUUAUGGUGGAAUACGAUCAUUGGUGCCGGUGGUGAAUAACGUGCCUGAAUACCCCAGGAAGGAGGACGAGGUGGAAUGGGAGAAGUUGAAUAUCACGGAAGAGGUGGUCGAGAAUUUGACGCCAGAGGACGCUAAGGAAAGGAGAAAGAGAGCGAUCCAAUCCAGCAAGAGAUUCGACCCGUAUCCCAGCUACACUUCCCCAGAAUACGUUGCCAAAUAUGGUGAAAAGGUGGACUGUUACCUGGACGCCGAGGAUACCAUCGAGAUCCCGCGCGUACGGAUGUACGAGGGCAUUCCACGAGGGUUUCCAGACAUGGUCAUGGGUUCUGCCAAACUCCUGGGCCUCAGAGACGACAUCUGCUAUGAUCGUUUUGGUCGCUUGGGACCGUAUGGCCUCGGAUACAGCAUCAACCGAGGCGGAAGCGGUGCUCAGCAGGAAGGCGAAAGAGAAGGAGCUGAUUUAGUGUGGCAGGAAGCGCCCGAGGUGGACUGGAGGGCUGUUCAUUGGGCCGAUGCUCAGCAACGAUGUGUUUUGGCAAACAACCACCGCUUCAAGGCACUGCCUGAGAAGCCACGGAUCGACACGUUUCGAGCGAUGCCGAUUGGCACCGUCUACAACAAGAGAGAUGACAUGGCUGAUAUCGAGGCUAUGCCGGCAAAGCCCCCCGAAGCGCCGAAGAGACCAAAAACUGGGUCAGAAAAGCUUCCUCGCACAGCAGUGGUGAUUCGCACCUGGUGGGAUUACCCAUACACGCCUGAAGACAAGAUCUACCUUCGUUCCCUCAUUUCGGAACUGACCAUGUUGAGCGGCGGAGAGUAUGUGGUGCAUUUCCUGGUCCAAGUCAAAUCCAACGACGUGCCCAUAUUUUCCGACGACGAAACCUACGAGCGUGUUCUUCGAGACUCUUUGCCCGAAGAAUUCCGCGGCAUGGGCACUCUCUGGACCGAGAAGCAAAUGGAGCUCAUGUACGGUGGGCUGGAAGAGACAAACAUGCGCGGAUUACCCGUCCACGGAGUGUAUCGCAGCACCUUUAUGCCCAUGCAAUACUUCGCCUAUCAACAUCCCGAGUACGAUUUCUUCUGGAACUGGGAAAUGGACAUUCGAACCACGCAUCACUGGUACCAUUUCUUCGACAGUGUCACCAAAUGGGCCAAGCAACAACCCCGCAAACUCCUCUGGGAGAGAAACAGCCGGUUCUAUGUUCCAUCUGAACACGGUGAAUGGGAAGAUUUUAGUCAAAUGGUUCGCAUUCAGACGGAACAUGGCACAAACAGCAUCGCCAAUUUGUGGAGCAGCCUGAACCGCGCAAACAAGGAUCUCAAUGACCCGAGUUCCAAGAAGACGCCAACUGGAGCGAUGAAACAACAAGGCGACAAGCCAAUCUGGGGUCCUGAACGACCGCUUGAUGACGAUGUCGCCAUGGAUACCGAUCCAACUCCACCCACCUCGUUUGAAAAGGACAAAUACACGUGGGGUGUCGGCGAAGACGCGGACCUGAUCGUGUUUAACCCGCUGUUCGACCCCGAUGGCACGACGUGGCUUCUCACGGACGACACCACAGGCUACAACAUCACGCAGGGCCGCCCUCCACGCCGCACUGCGAUAAUAACCGCCUCUCGUCUCUCUCGCAAAUUGUUGGUGACGAUGCACAAGGAAACCGCCCUGAAGAAACACACCAUGUUCUCUGAAAUGUGGCCCGCUUCCUGCGCGCUACAGCACGGUCUGAAGGCCGUCUACGUGCCCCAUCCAGAAUACAUUGAUCGCAAAUGGCCCACCAAUUACUUGGCGUCGGUCUUCAAUGGAGGCCGCAACGGCGCCACGGGCGGCGCCCGCACCUCCGUCUUUGGCGAGCGCGAGCACAACUUCAGAGGCACGACGUGGUACUACAAUGCGGGCUUUCCCGAGGUGCUCUGGCACAGAUGGCUGGGGAUGAAGUUCAACAACGACGGUGGAGAACAGUUCGAGGUUGCGGGCGAGGGGAGGAUGUGUUUACCGGGAAUGCUCCUGCACCCGAUCAAGAGGGUCGAGCUGGUUCAGGAAGGCAGGAGAGCCGAUCAAGCUGGAUAA